This is a messenger RNA of Tribolium castaneum (red flour beetle), 1500 nucleotides long. RefSeq lists its product as uncharacterized. The record is from RefSeq and is a predicted model, not a curated record. The transcript has a single exon. The coding region runs from base 470 to 1072 and encodes 200 amino acids. Lineage: Eukaryota; Metazoa; Arthropoda; Insecta; Coleoptera; Tenebrionidae.
AUUCAACGUGAAAUAUCACGUUAUUUGCUGAGCAAUACUGCAGGUGAGCUCUAAUUUCACGUGAUCUCUCUAAGGAUUUACGUACGUCUUUAAAGCCCUCUGAAUAAUCAACAAGUUUUAAUUGCAAAACUUUAACCGCAAUAUUAUGCAACAAAACUGCAAGAAGUACCAUCAGAUUUUAUUUAAACAAUUCGCUCCCUCUGGAAAAAUAAAAAACUUUGCAUGAUGCUUGUUAGCCCGGGCUGAUCUUCCCGCAAAUAAGACACCUGUCGCGGAAAAAAUCUUGUUAUUGCGUUUAACAUCCCCUAUCAUCGCCACUUAUUAGCCCUACGUCGAUAGCUCGUCGCUCGUCCACGUGCUCGGGCCCUUCCAGCUCAAAGCCUGCGCAAAAUCAGCAGCCCCACAUUGCCACCGACUAUAAAACCGGACGUAAACACAGCCACCGCAGUCUGCUCAUCCCGUGCAAAGUAUGAAUUCGGUGAUUCCGUCGACUGACAACACCAUGGUGUUAAUAACGCUAAACACCUCCGACAGCCGCAGUGUCUCCCCCAUGACGCCGUCCCCCUCCAGGGAGAUCCGGGGCAUCCGGCUCUUCCGGGCCAUCAGCCGGAAGCUGGCGCGCCGCUCCAACGAGGACCUCAACACCGACGUGGACAGCCGCUCCUCCAGCUCCGACUCGUGCUCGUCGGCCAAGAAGGAGGAGCACCUCUCCGGCGACUCCGGCUUCCGGUCCGUCUCCCCCAACCACUCCAGCAGCUCCAGCGAGGCGGGGAGCGACAUCCAGGUGAGGCCGCGCCACCACCACUCCACCUCCGCCGACAGCAUCAGGAGAGUGUUCCAAAACCUGAAUCUGAACACACGCUCGCAGAGCUGCACCAACGCCAAGGAGGCCAAGAGGAAAAACAGCAAGAAGGCCACCCCCAAGCGGAUCCUGCGGUCGCCGGUCACCUACACCUAUGUGAAGGGGCUGUCGGGGCUGCCGACGCAGAGGAUCCCCAAGAACCAGUCGAGGAUGUACAUGAACAAUCCGUGCGGUUGCAGUAUACAGUACAUGGCCGGUUUGAAUCGAUAAUUUUGCCUGGCGAUGAUUACACGAGUUGUGACUGCAGCAAUAUGUGCGUCUCUUAUCCUAAGACUCAAGACUGUAACGAAGGAGAGAAUUCUUCCAAUCCAUUAGGUUUAAAUUUGUAAAUAAAUCAACGUUUUUAUAAGUAUCUAUGUUGAAAUGUUGUUGAUACGGUUAUAUCUUACACCAUGUAUACUAUUUAAGGGACUCAAUGAUUCAAGUAGGCUCUAAUGUAAAGGAACUCAAUUACAAAAAUUGUACUUACAGCACCAAUGUCAGUUUAUAAUGGUACAAAUGUUGUGUAUGCCUAAUUCUAUACUGAUUCUGUAUCUUUUACAGUUUACUAUUGUUCGUAUAAAGCACUGACUAUUCGAAUUAUGCAAAUCCCCACUUAGUGCCUUGUAGAUGUCGACCCUAUUAAACAUUUAAAUUGA